AUGGUGAAAUUGAUUUGGCUCUUGAAAAGGAUUCUAAUAACAAUAAUAAAUAAAUUCUUUUCAAAUGCAAAAUGCAAAAACUAACUGAACUUCAAAACAAAUGAGUUAGACUAAGCUGUAAUCUAUGCUCAAAAGUUAAUUAUAGAGUUCUUAAAAGAUUAAGUAUAAAUUUUAUUUAUAAAGCCACAUCUUAUUGAUGAAAUUGAAAAAGCUAUGUCCUUAUUGGCAUAAAAGACCUUUAGUUAAUGUCCUUUAAGUCAUUUAACAUAAAAUUCUUAAAGAAUCAAAGUAGCGUGUGAAGUCAAUUAAUAAUUAUUUUAAGACUCCUAAGGAAAUCAGCAAGCAAAAAUAAGAAUACUAAAUGAAAUAUUAUAAAGGGCUUAAGAAAUUUUGAAUUUUAAACUUCAAUAUCCUUCUAUAAUAGAAAUAUCUAAAGAGUAAUUCUUCAAAGAAUAAUGA
Molecule: messenger RNA, 459 nt
Organism: Paramecium octaurelia
Lineage: Eukaryota; Ciliophora; Oligohymenophorea; Peniculida; Parameciidae
Source: the annotation of a GenBank genome assembly